Mizuhopecten yessoensis (Yesso scallop) is the source of this 1854-nucleotide messenger RNA. RefSeq lists its product as uncharacterized. The record is from RefSeq and is a predicted model, not a curated record. Lineage: Eukaryota; Metazoa; Mollusca; Bivalvia; Pectinida; Pectinidae. Bases 268 to 1149 code for a protein of 293 amino acids. The transcript is spliced from 2 exons.
GUCUCAUUACUUUGUCCAAGCGAUAUCAGAAGCUCGUUUUGAUGGCUUUCCAACACGAUGGCAACAUUGAAAAAGGAAGCACACAGCUUUUGUGUCAGCUUUUGUGUCGGUCUACUACGCAGUACGGUAAGGCUGACACUGACGUAGUCUGAACCCAUCUGACUCAAAGCAAAAUCAGGUAUUUUCGGAAUAACAUUGGCUCUGCCGGGAUUUCCCUGGUCAAUGGUCAUUUGACCUGACUGUGACCCUAAAGUCUGUGUCAAGGUCAUGUCCCAGAGAGCUAAGCGAAAGACUGCCAUGAUGACUGCUGAGGUUGUGCCCGGUCCAUCCACGACCGCGCUUGAACGUACUGUAAAGGAAGCUGUAAACAUCGAGAUAUCUCCAGAAAAGAAAGCCAAAGUUUCAUCAGGGGAAUCAAGUUCUUCUGGUGAAGAGAAAAGUCCAGAAGAAAUUCAGCUUUAUAUGGAGGAAACAUUUGACAUUCGACGAACAUUUAUUACCAUGGAAAUGCCCACUGUGGCAACGUUAAAAGAGACUUACCCCCAGCUAUUUCAGGGGAGACAAAUGCUAGCCGAAUUCCAGCGUGUGACAAAUAUAGAUAUAGACCACACCAUUCAAGAGUACUGUGUUAAGUACGCUAACGCAAUAAUUGACAUCGCCAAGCACGUGUCGGGGUCCAACCCAAUCCUCCGCCAGGCGGACACCAUCAAACAACAGAAUGCAGCAUUAAAGCAGUACUGGGACAUGGUGACAGCACUGUGUCUGGUACCGCUUCUCCUCAAGGAAAACCUUGUAGAAAUGGUACGUGAGAUCGGGGAGGAGGACACUGUGGAUCCCAAAGGGAAAAUCGUCCCAAUUCUUGUGUCGAAAGGUCCACUGUUCCACAGUGACGAGUUUGUACUGGUCGUUGAGGAAGAGAUCGUUCAGGAGUUCGAGGAAUUUACUAUCGCUUUUGCUACACUGUUUGCAUCAUACUGGGUCUUCAACAUGCAAUAUCCAAAGACUCUCCAUAACACCUACAAUUUCAUGCAAAAAUCGGUCCUGCAACUGAGGGAUGGGUCUCCCCUUCCCCCUCCAUGUAAACAAUUGGUGCAGCGCCUACAAAAGGCUGGGGUUCCUGGACAACACAAGGGGAAAAACACAAGAUAAGUUUCACAGAACCAAAGUUCCAAACACGGACCUCACCUAACCACAGAUCAUACACGUUUCUCUCAUACAACUCACAAAAACAAAAGUCAAACCACGAGCUUUUAGAUCCACCGGUCAUCCCACGGAUGUUUUCCACAUACCUCGCCAUACAUUUAGUCAUACAAUUUCUUCUUAUAACCACAGAUCUGACCUUGCAAUCAUGUCAUACCACAAUCUCACAAAACCACAGGUUAUAUCACACAGACAUAGUUCACACCGCAUACCUCAAAGAACAAUAAGGUAUACACGAAACUAUUGGUCAACCUACGACCUUGCCGCAGUACAGUUCAUAUAACAAAUCCCAAAACACCAAUAGGUAGGUCAUAUCACAGACAUAAUGAAACCAUGGGUUAUAUAUAUACCAUGACCUUACAAAACCAAAAGUCAUACCACGCUGCUAAAGGUGAUAUCGCAUACCUCACAGAAAAUAAGUUCAUACCAAAACCGUAGAUCACAACCUCAAUGAACAAAAGUCAUAAUACCUCAGAAGUCAUAUCACAGACCUCAUAACCAUGGGUCAUACCAGACGGUGUCAGAAAACCCUAUAUUAAACCACACACCUUACAAAACCAUAGCUCAUACAGAACCACAGGUCAUACCACACAGUAGUCCCAAAGUAUAAACAUAGUCCUGCAAGUAACUAACGGAGCCUUUAUUUAACAUCAA